GUCCUGGAUGGCUGGACAUGUUAAGGUCGGGGAAAUGAGCAGUGAAGAGGUCAAUCAGGCUAGCAUAAAGUCUAUAGAUAAAGCCUCAAUCCACAGGAUAUGCUCAGGACAAGUUAUUCUUGAUCUUGCUACCGCCGUAAAAGAGUUGGUUGAGAAUAGCAUAGAUGCUGGUGCGACUAGUAUUGAAGUUCGUUUGAAGGAGUAUGGUUCUGAGUCGGUCGAAGUGAUAGAUAAUGGUUUUGGAAUAUCCCCUCACGACUAUUCCACCUUGGCACUUAAACAUUAUACAUCCAAAAUUGCAGAGUUUGACGACAUUUACCGCGUCAACUCGUUUGGCUUUCGUGGGGAGGCUCUAAGCUCCCUAUGUUCGUUUGCAAAAGUCACCGUGGUGACAUGCACCGAAGAUCAGGUCCCAGUAGGGACCAAGUUGGAGUACGAUUCCCGGGGAAAAUUGGUAGCUUCGGCGCCUCUGGCCAGAGCCAAAGGUACAACGGUGGCUCUUUCCAAUCUCUUUCACUCUCUACCUGUCCGCUUGCAUGAGUUCAAGCGCAAUCUGAAGCGGGAAUAUGCAAAAUGCCUGGAUCUCAUUCAGGCCUACGCAAUCAUUUGCACUGGCAUCCGCAUAUCGUUUAGCAAUCAAAUCGGAAAAGGAGAGCGGAGUCGCAUAUUUACCACGCACGGAAAUAUAACCCUGAGGGAUAAUAUCUCAAACGUUUUUGGCGCAAAAUUGAGAGACCAGCUGGUACCGGUUGAAAUCAAAUUGACUGGCAUGGAAGGGGAUUCGGAAAUACCAACGCUGGUUGUUACGGGUUUCAUAUCACGCCCAGACCCGCACUAUGCACGAAAUAGCACAGAUCGGCAAUACUUCUUCAUAAAUAAAAGGCCCUGCGAUAUGCCCAAAAUCGCAAAAGUCGUCAAUGAAAUUUAUGGGGGCUUUGUUACCCACAAAUACCCCAUUGCAAUUCUGAAUUUGGAACUUGAAGCAGGGCGAUAUGAUGUGAAUAUCACUCCAGAUAAGCGCACUGUGCUUCUUCAGGAUGAGCGACAACUUGUCGAUGCCUUGAAAGAACAGCUCAGAGAGUUCCUCGAGACUUUUCAAGGAACAUAUGCUACUCAACGGCCCGUCGAACCUAGCUUCGAUGGACGAUUGUCAUCGAAGGAGACAUUGUCACAACGGGGCAGCGUAAAAUCGUCACCUGUGAUUACUCCUCGUCACGUCGCUUCAUCCCCCGAGGUUCCUGAAGACAUCUUUCAUGAACCACUCGCAGCGGAUCCGGCUGACAUAGAGUAUACGCCGUCCGACGCAAGCAUUGAGCUGGUUGAAGCGGAGCCGAUUCCGCGUACAGAGAUGAAUGUAGAUAUCUCUGAUGAAGAAGUAGAAAACGCCGGCAGUGCGUGGGGUGCACUACUGAAAGGAAAACGUCGCGCUGAAUCUACCAAGAAAGAUACAGCCGGCCCCAGAGUAAAAAAGUCCCGAAAGCAAGCUGCAGAUGGAACACGGCAUCGGGCAUUCGCUCUUCGUAAAUAUCUAGCCGAUAUCUCUUCCGGCGCGACAAUGGCAUUCGAUCCCGUGCAAAUAACGGCACGCAUGCGACAACGGCAACGGCAACGUGCGGAACUCAGAAAGAGGCAGAUUAGGACAGUCCCUUUAGUUACGGACGAGAAUACUGCUGUGGAAGAAUUAAAUAGGCUGAUCAGAAAAGAAGAUUUCAAGAGAAUGCAAGUCCUUGGUCAGUUCAAUCUGGGAUUCAUCGUUGUGAGGCUAGGAAAUGAUCUGUUUAUCAUCGAUCAACAUGCAAGCGAUGAAAAGUACAACUACGAAAAUCUUAAAAGGACAAUGAAAAUUGAAACGCAAAAGCUACUACAGCCGAUCGCACUCGAUCUCACAGCACAACAAGAAUUGAUAGCUGCUGAGCAUGAGGACAUUCUGCGGAACAACGGUUUCCAAAUCGCUUUUGACCCAGACGCUCCACCUUCACAACGUGUCACACUCUUGGCAUUACCCCAAAGCAAAGGUGUGUCCUUUUCAAUCAAGGAUCUCGAAGAACUUUUGCAUAAACUUGGUGAUGGUGCGGACGAAGACGUGAGAUGUUCACGUUUGAAUACACUCAUGGCAUCGAAGGCGUGUCGGACGGCUGUGAUGAUUGGUACAGCAUUGGAUAUGGGUCAGAUGAAAAAGAUUGUUGUACAAAUGGGUGAAAUGGACCAGCCCUGGAACUGCCCGCAUGGCCGACCCACCAUGAGACAUUUGGCCGACCUCAAAACAAUAUCCUCAGAAUAUUCGCAAAGAGCGGCCUGCUUUGGUGUCGAGGAUUAGGUCCUGGUUAAUCUUGUGUAACGUUCAUUGGCAGCGUAGCCACGUGAUUUUGGGCUCGGUUUUUUGCUUUUAUGGUACCUUCUCUGUAUUUAUUUCAAUGAUUACAAUGAUUGAUUGUACGAGAAGGUAGAGCAGGCCUAUUAUAGUAGUUUGUUUUGUGUAUAGGUUAGAGGAGGGUCGCGGCCGUCGUUCUCGAGCUUAGGAUUCAAAAAAUAGUUUUUUCCAUGGAUUCAUUUAGAGCGGCAUACGCUGAUUACAUCCCUUUUAGUCUUUACUUGUCUUCCGCCUACAUCAUUACGAUGGAGAAGCUGGUAUCAAAAUAAGCAAAUGUUCUACCAAG
Messenger RNA from Spizellomyces punctatus DAOM BR117, 2657 nucleotides. Its product is annotated as DNA mismatch repair protein MutL. Gene Ontology annotation, molecular function: ATP hydrolysis activity; mismatched DNA binding; ATP binding. Gene Ontology annotation, cellular component: MutLalpha complex. The transcript is spliced from 16 exons. NCBI's taxonomy places the organism in Eukaryota, Fungi, Chytridiomycota, Chytridiomycetes, Spizellomycetales, Spizellomycetaceae. Bases 8 to 2317 code for a protein of 769 amino acids. Gene Ontology annotation, biological process: mismatch repair. The record is from RefSeq and is a predicted model, not a curated record.